UGACGUCACCAAGGUGACACCCACCUUCCCGCUGUCUGCUUGUUCAGACGAGUCACUUCCUCCCGUGUGGGACAUGCUACUCCGCGGGAAGCUGCUCCUCUUCGUUUAAUAAGUCACUUCUGGUGAAGAGUUCUCGGACUUGGUCUCGUCAGGGAGACGCCACGUUUAAAGAUGACCUCCAGAAGUCAAAAUGACUUAUGUCGAAUAUGCGGAGGGAUGCUUCAGGGAAAUCAAAGGCGCUGGCUGUUUGGAGGCCAACACAAGAAGACUGGUCAACCUCAAACCCCCACAAGGUCUCUGCGUGAUGGAAGCCUGUCCAGGUCCUCACUAAGCAGCCCGUGGGGCAGCAUGUCGUCCCUGGGCUCCUCCUCGUCCCUCUCCAAGUCCCAGUUGUCCCUCAACUCCCCCUCCAAGAACAUGGAUCUGCUAGCGAUUCUGACCCACAUCUUGGGCCAGCCUGUGGCGCGCCAUGGCGGGCGGGGGGACUUUGUGUGCGGCAAGUGCCUGUGCGCCCUGGAGCGGGUGUUCAAGUUUGACUCGGUCAUCGCCAGGGUGAAGGUGCUGUCGUCCGAGCGGCUCGACAAGCUGACGCAGGAGCGCGACCGCAUCCGACGCUGGGUCCGCCACAGCUACACCCAGAGGAAUCUGCAGGACCCGCCGAGCCGGGGAAGCACUAGCGAGGACGAAGGCGAGGCGGAGAAGGAGGCGUACCGGGAGAUGCUGAAAGAGAAUAUGGCUCUGUCCGAGUACGAGUGCUGGUCCGAGAAGUGGGACACAUGUCCGUAUUAUAUCCGAACAGGAAAAAGGUGCAGGAAGGGUCAAAACUGUGAAGGCUGUGAUUCGCUGCGGGUGUCCGAUUCGGAUUAUGAGUCAGUUUGUGGCAUUCCUCGCCGCAUGCCUUUCCAGCCGUUCUCUCCGCUGGCCUUGUCCCGGGAUAAAUCCCGCAGCAUGCCCCUCCACUGGCACAGGAUCCCGUCCGUCUGCUCCACUCCAUCCUCCCUGGCGGCGUCUACCCUCUCCCUGAGGGUAUCCUCCCAGGCCGGGUCCAUCCAGUCCCUGGACUCCCUGGACGGCUUCGAUCCGUUUGAUUCACCGGGCGAUCUGUCAGUUGGCCUUGCUCUGAGGGAGCUCAGGUGUUUGGAAGGAAGGCCUGUCAGCUCACCACCUGGGAGCAGGAUUCCUGUCCUGGCCAGGAUGAACAAGAGGAGGCUUUCUAGCGAGGUGAGCAGGACCCUGAGCUUUGGAGACAUGGAGAACGGCGAGCACGAACCCGAAGGCGAGGACAUCCUGACGGAGCUAAAGGAUGAAUUCCUGCCUCUUCAACAACAGAGCAAUAGUCGCAGGGUCCAGCAAGUCGUCAGGCACCUGCGAGGCAAGCUGGACCAGGCGGAGGCCCGCAUCAGAACCCUGGAGGCUGAGUUAAAGCCGAGGUCGGCGGAGGUCAGCGGCACAGAGGAUCGGACGCACUUUCUGCUGGAGGAAAAGGGCACCUCCCUGCUGCCUCACCUGGCCUGUUCCCUGCACAGCCGCGACCGUCUAAUCCAGGAGUGCAUGGCUGUGAUCAGAAAAGUGUGUCUGGAGGGGGGAGGCAGCGGAGGGGUCGCCCUCGCUGACGAAAUCGUCAACAAACUGAGCGAGAACCUGAAAGAAAUCCUCAGUGAGGAGAAGGCUGCCAUGAAGAGUUUGGUAUCUGAAUUGGCUGAGCAGGAAAAGCAUCUGGAGGAAGAUGUAUCCUCACUGAGGAAGGCGGCAGGAGACCGCGAGAGAGACCUUGACACUCUAAACAUGGUGCUGCAGGGCAACCAGGACAUUAUCAACGGUCUUCGUGUGGCUCUGGAUGAAAAGGAGCAUUUCCUGCAGGAGGUGGAGAAGGAGAGGGCGGUGUGGAGGCAGCGGGACAGGGCUCUUGCUGCCACUAUGCAAGAGAAGGAGGCGCUCGUCCACAUCCUCAAGGUGGAGCUAGAGAGCUGUCAGAAAGAUGUUCUGGCUCUGUCUGAUUCUGUGAUUGGCCAAGGCUUGCCAGGGGGCGGAGCUGAGGCGUCCCUGGCUUCACAGCUGAGGGAGAAGCAGAGUCACCUUGCUGCCUUGUUGGCGGAGAGGGAGGGACACAGUGCCACCUUGUGCCAGGAGGUCACCAAGUUCACCGCCGCCCUGCAGGAGUACCAGACCGUCGUUCAGAGUCAGCAGGAGAACCAGACUCAGACCACGUCCUCCCUGACGGCUCAGCUCAAUGACGCCAGACGGUCACUGCAUGAGGAAGAGAAGCGGCGGAGGGAGGCGGACAGAAUGCGACAGAACCAGCAAGAGGACGCCAAGCGAGCCGAGAGAAAACUGAUGGACAGCCUGGAGAAGAGAGACCAACUCUUAGAGCAAAUCCUCCAUGAUGCUGAAGAGCGGGACCGCCAGUUUGUGGAGCUGCAGCACAACUUGCAGAAGAAACGUGACGAGCGCAUGUCGGCCGUCAAACACGCACUGUGACCUCAGGAUGGCUGAGCGGUGCCGGACGUCCACUUAGCACUUUCAGCACCACCUUUUACUGCCAAUAGCGUACUUACUGUAUAGUGGUGGUGUGUAUUUAUGUGUACAGUAGUUCCGCAGCAUUGCACUUAGAGCCAGGUUCAGGUACGACGCACAGGAAACUUGGAACCGUUAGUCAGAUACUGCCAUUAUGGAAACGCUUGAUUUAAAAUAUUAGCACUGAUUACUGUAUGUACAGUCAUUGAUUUUUGAAUGUCAUUGGUCUAAUUAUGGAGGUAGUGAUGGAAUUCUAUAAAGGCUACCUUUUUGAAAUCCCUGUUAAUCAUAUCUUCUAUGAAUGAGCUACUUAUAUCUAGUCUUUUUUUCUUUGCAGUUGUGCACCAAAAUAUCCUUUUUAUGUACUACUUUGGUCCUCUGCUUUUAAUAUUUUUUAAUGUAGUAGGUUGGUGAUUUUGAGCUCAAGAGAAUUAAACACUCUGAUCCAGGUUA
Messenger RNA from Entelurus aequoreus (snake pipefish), 2967 nucleotides. RefSeq lists its product as uncharacterized. The coding region runs from base 172 to 2478 and encodes 768 amino acids. The record is from RefSeq and is a predicted model, not a curated record. Lineage: Eukaryota; Metazoa; Chordata; Actinopteri; Syngnathiformes; Syngnathidae. The transcript has 11 exons.